GACAGUGCGGAUAUCACAUGACGCGGUGGGUGCGCUGUUUUCCAAACAGACUCUAGUCGGCUUGCCAUCUGGGUGUUUUGGUGUCCCGGGCGUCGCUGACACACAUGGUCCUGCUCCGGCAAUUCACCUUGGCCAUCAGCGCCGCGGUGGCAGCCCUGGGCUCCCUGCUGUUCAUCGGCUGGAACUACUUCUACAGGAGGCGGUUACCGGUAUGCGAGUCGGGGCCCCGCCGCCCUGCAGCCAGACAGGUGUGUCGGGAGAGGCAGGUGCUGGUGCUGGGGCUGGAUGGAGCUGGGAAGAGCAGUGUGCUGCGGUGCCUCUCUGGAGCAGGGGUGAGCCGAGGCUCUGGACCCACCUGGGGCUUCAAUACGGUCUGUGUCAACAUCCCGGGCUGCCAGCUGCACUUCCUGGAAAUCGGUGGCAGUGUGAACCUGCGCACGUACUGGACACAGUACCUACAGAGCGCGCACGUCCUGGUCUACGUGGUGGACUCCGCUGAUAAAGAGCGCCUCCCUCUGGCCAAGGCGGAACUGCACCGACUCAUGGCAGCGGACUCACAGCUGCCCCUGGUAGUGCUGGGGAACAAGCAGGAUAGACGUGCAGCCCUCCGUGCCCCUGAGCUGCAGGAAGCCUUGUCCCUGGACGCUGUGGGGGAUGAGAGGAAGUGCUUCCUGCUGGCUGUGCAGCUGGAUUGGGACGGUGUGGAGCUCCCUCACAGCCUGAGGGAGCUGCAGGAGCUGCUGCUGCAGCUGCUCUCCCUGCGCUGAGGUCAGCAGGCAGGGGGAGAAGGAGUUUUCAGAGCCGUUCCAUAAAUAACUUGAAGCAUCAAGUCACCGGACGUUUUUAAACUGGACUUGCAACGCCACCCAUCUGUGUACGUUGGAGUUAUGAAACUAGUUCAGAACACAGCUUGUUAUGUGCAAUGCUUUGUAGAACCACCAGAGGGAGCUAGAGUGCCUCAAGGAGACUUGAGCGGAGCUUCAGAACAGCCACACUUGCACAAAGCCGCCUGUGUUUAAGCUGAAGAAACACAUUCAAAAUGGUUAUCAAGGAUUGCAAGGUUUUUUUUUUUAAUUAUUUUGCACGUUUCAAAGUGAAUAUGUAAUUCGUUUUAGACACUAUGUUUAAACAGGUGUUUUAGACCCUCACAGGGACCCCAUGGUGAAUGUGUGAAGUGUGUUUUCAAUGUAUUAUUCAAACUCGUGCCCAUUGCUGGAUCCGCGUUAACAAACCAUUCAGCUGCACUGAUAUCUGCUUGGAACGCAGUCCUUAAAAUACAAUUCUGGGAAAUGGAUCGGCAUUACAGAAUGGUGUCUUUGUGAGACGCAUGGGCUGCACACAAACCUGAUUAAACACAACUAGAAACUUUAACUGAGCAGAGAGCGACCAUCAUGAAAGAUCUGAAAAAUGUAAGAUAUUACUCUGAAUUAACAGAGGGGCAGGGACAGGGAACUGCACAUCAUUACUGAACUAGAUACACACCAAAUGACUUCCACAAAGAAACAAAUCAUCUACAUUCCUCUCGUCGCACUCUCAAGUUACUUUACUUUUCAACUUUGACCCUUGAACACGUUGUACCAGUCUGUCCCGGUUCCAUUGAACACGUUGUACCAGUCUGUCCCGGUUCCAUUGAACACGUUGUACCAGUCUGUCUCGGUUCCAUUGAACACGUUGUACCAGUCUGUCCCGGUUCCAUUGAACACGUUGUACCAGUCUGUCUCGGUUCCAUUGAACACGUUGUACCAGUCUGUCUCACUUCCAUUGAACACGUUGUACCAGUCUGUCCCGGUUCCAUUGAACACGUUGUACCAGUCUGUCCCGGUUCCAUUGAACACGUUGUACCAAUCUGUCCCGGUUCCAUUGAACAUGUUGUACCAAUCUGUCUUGGUUCCAUUGAACACGUUGUACCAGUCUGUCUCAGUUGUUCCAUUGAACAUUCCUUUUUCCCCAGUCCCUGUCCGAAGUCUUCCGCGUUGGAAGCUAAUUCAUGUGUUGGUUGUUUUUGUCUGCUAUGUAUACUCCCUAUUAUUAACAAAGACCAAAUGCCUAAAAUCUUAUUUUUGAUCUUACUACAUGUUGAUGUUGCCUUAACGCUGUGUGAACAUUUUGGGGCCUCCUCAGAGUUGCAUGCAGGGCAGUCUUAAAACGCACAGCCAGGGCUGUCACUGUACUUUGUAACGACCAACAGACCUGCCAAAGUCUUUCUGAUUGAAUCCAAGCCACGGUCUGUUUCAGAUGCAGACCAGGCAUAGUUCAAUGUGUAACCGAAUCCAGGACAUUAGGUUGCACUUUUUUUUAACACGAAUGCUCUCUAUUGUUUUUUGAGUAUUUGUUUAAGUAGUCAUGGAGGGCAUUUUUACGUGAAUCACUGUAUUUCAAUCAGAACUGCACUUUUCAAACGGUGUUACUUCAUGAUUUCAGAACUCGAUCCUACAUUAUCAUGUUCCAGUAAAGCACUGCUUUGUUCAAAUUGUUAUUUUUAUUGCCAUUAUUCUAUUUGUUGUUUAAAUGUCACAAUAGGAAACCUCUGCUACCUCAAACUUGGUGAUGUACUACUGAUAAAAAAAAAAGAAGUUUACACUGCUGUACGAUUAACAGAAAUUAAAAUGAAUUCUUGAA
Messenger RNA from Acipenser ruthenus (sterlet), 2619 nucleotides. Its product is annotated as ADP-ribosylation factor-like protein 9. Lineage: Eukaryota; Metazoa; Chordata; Actinopteri; Acipenseriformes; Acipenseridae. The record is from RefSeq and is a predicted model, not a curated record. The transcript is spliced from 4 exons. The coding region runs from base 105 to 767 and encodes 220 amino acids. Gene Ontology annotation, molecular function: GTPase activity; GTP binding.